ACUGUUGCCAUGGUGAAUCCGUUGGCUGGGGGGGCGCGGACGAGUGACGUCACACGGCGGCCCUGGGAGCGGGGUUCAAAGCCAGAAGACGUUUGGAGACGGCGGCGGCUCAGGGACUGAUCUUCCUCCUUCAUGGCUCUUCCUCAUGCCUUCUCCCUCCAGGACGCUUCCCUCCUCAGCGGCAUCGAGCCGCUUCCCCUGUCUUCUCCUACAUCUCCACACCUCUCCCGCGCCGAUCUUUCCUCUCCUCCUCCUCCUCUCCUCCCUUCACCCUCCGCUUCCCUCCGACGCGCCGCCUCCUCCGAGGUAACGGCUCAGCUCUAUGCCUCCUUGAGACGCAGCCAAGAAGUGGAUGAAGAAAAGGAGAUCCACAGAGCCUGGGUAAGAACAGAGCUGGACCAAAGUUCCACCAUGACUUCUGAGGUGGAGGACCUAGCUGAUGAAUUGUCCCGGAGGCUCCAGGAAGGUGUGGAGGCAUCUGAGAGAAAGGAGCCCUCUCCAUACAUCUCCCAGAUGGAGUCCCUGCGGUGCCACCUGAAGAACAUGCUCGCCCUGGGCAGCUCAGUGACCUCACGCGGGGCGUCCCCCGAAAAGAGACUGGAGCAGCAGAGUGACACCACCAGCACCCUGCUCAGCGCCCGUCCUGACCGGGACCUCUCUCCACCCUUGUCUCUCGCUGGCUUGGAGGGUCUCUUCCCUCGCUAUUCCACCCUGUAUAAUGCUCCUCCGCCCGACCUACAUCUGAGAGAAGCCCUGGAGAAAGAGACGACACGACGCAAGCACCUGGAACGUCACAUCCAGAACCUACAGAACGAGAUGCUGGAGCUCCAGCAGAGGGUGUCGGUGAUGCUGGCGGCCGACCGCAGGAAGGACAGUAUGAUCCAGCAGCUGGACCAGACUCUGGCCUUGGUGGUCGGGGGCUGGAAGCAGCAGGAACAGCAGAGAGAAGAGUCCGUGCGUCGUUUCAGACAGGAGAAGGAGGAGGCAGAACAGUCUCGGACCAGAGACCAAGAGACCUUGACACAAGUGGAGCAGCGACUGGCCGAGGCCCUGGAGUCAUUGGAGCGGGAGAAGAAGGCCACCAAGGAGGAGCAGACAGAACUGCAGAGACGGGUUGAUGAGCUGAAGGCUCGGCUGUCUCAGAUGCAGGCAGAUCGGGAAGCAGCGGAGGAAGCUAGAGAGCAAGAGAGACGAGAGCUGGAGUCGCUGCAGCGCCGUGUGCAGGAACAGCAGAGAUCUUGGGAGGAGAGGGAGCAGGAGCUGCAGGAGGAGCGCAGGCGAGCGCAGGAUGCGGGGAUGAGAGAACUGGAGAAGGAAAAGGCGCUGUCUCAGCAGGAGAUCCAGAAGUCUCAGCAGUUGCAGCUGGCUCUCGCUGCCCUGCAGGGUGACGUCCUGCGCUUGGAACGUGAGCUGCAGGCAUCUCACAGGGAAACGGACACUCUGCAUAUGGAGCUGAACCUCGAGAAGGCACGGAACGAGUCCGAAAAAGUGCGGAUUGAAAGUGAACACAAAAUGAGGCUGGAAGAGGUGAUCACGGAGAGACUGAGCGCGCUUCAUGAAGAGAGCGCCCAGCACUUGUCCACCGUUCGGGAGCAGCACAGGAAACAGCUACUGGAGCUGACUUCUCAGCACGAAGCAGAGCUCUGCAGCCAGAUGUCCCAGUUUAAGUCCGAAUUACAGGAGCGAGAACGACGUCACCGAGAGAUCGUCAUGGACUGUGAACUCAAGCUGUCUCGCUCAGAGGAGCGCUGCCUAGAGCUGUCUUGGUCCCUUCGCCGUUUGGAGAGUGAGAGAGCAGAAAUGUUGUCCCAGCUUCAGGACGUUAUGAAGAGUCACUGGAGUCAGGCCCUACGAGUUCUCUCUGCCAAGGUCCCCUCUGAGAUCUCCUCGAUUGCUGCAUCCCAUCAGAAGACAGAGACUUCUGAACAGUGGACUCAACUAACAAGAGAAGGUGUCUAUGGCGAGGAGACCAGUGUCCAUGCAAGGCAAGGGAUAGUUGGAGCUGACAACCUGACUGGGGUCACCAGCCAUCAUCUGAAGGAAAGUAGUGGCUCGCGUAAAGGGACUGAUGGACAUGUUCAGAGGAGCGGCCUACAGAGCGUCGCCAGUGGUAGCCAACAUCUAGAAGACAACCAGGUUGGCAGCAAAAAUCUUACAGAUAGCAGUGGUUCAGACUUAAUUAACUUCAGCCGAAUUACGGAUGAAAGAAGCCAAGACAACAUUGGGACAAGUUCUAUAAAGGAGACCAGUCUCAGAUUUUUGGGAGAUGGAGCUCACAUGAGUAGCAAAGCUGUCAUGGGAGGCCAAGCAAUUCCUAAUGAUUCCCAGUUGGGUGGUAAGAUUGGUCAAGCAGUCAAAACCCCAGGAACAGCAGAUGCUACCAGUCUAUAUAAUAGCGGUGACCUCCAGACACUCCAGGAAAUGAUAGCUAGAGACACAGUAAGGAAAUAUAUUGGUGGCCAAUGGGAACCCUAUGGUCAGUUAACGACUGAUAAAAGCCAAACUUUGUUCUACCCAGAGAUGACCAACUUUAUUAUUGGGACUGACGCUAGUGGUCACUCUGUGGCAAGACAUAUGCCAAGAGAUAGCAGUGGCCACCAAAUCGAUGGAAUCCAUCAGUCCAUGAUGGGAAGUAACCGACAAGCGCCAUUGUCAGAGAAAAACAUCUUCAGUCAUAUUGGCAAUAGCCAGUUCGAGAGCAUGGGUGGAUAUUCUUUUACUGGUGGUCAUAACUUAAGACGCAGUACCACUGUCAAGAACGAUGAUUACACCAAGGAAGAUAGAAGUCGGACCACCGAUGGUGGCAGCGGCCAGUCGAAGGAAUAUAGUCACUCUGUUACGCAGCCUAGCCUAGAUCGAGCUCCGUUAACUAUUCCUAACCUCAGCCCUAUAUCCAAGAUAUCUUUCCUAGGACUCGGUCGUGAGUUUACAAACCCUUCUGCACAUCAAGAGAACCCAGUAACUGGUCACCAACCAAGUCACAGAGUCCCUGACUCAGAAGAAAGUUUCUACCCCAUGCAAGUCGAAGAACUGAGUCACAGCUUUAGCAGCCAUCAUGGCUUUUUCCCUUUGGAGCCACACCCAGAUGGCACCAUGACUGGCACUGUGUCCACAACUCUCCCCAAAACUUCUCCAGAGCGCCCCUUUCAUGAAAAAUCCUCCAUAAACACUAGAGAUACCCCAUCAAACUGGGAGAAGGGAGACCAGGCCACCCCAAAUCCUAUUCUUCAGUACUAUAUACGCAUGUUACUUGACCGGACACCAGGUGACCCCUUGAACGAACUGGAUAAAGGUCUGCUUCAGGUUAACCCUGAUGUGACUGAGUUUUACCAGUCUCUACAGAGCAGAGGAAACCAGCCCCUUCCUAGGUCAGAUGAGAAGGAGCAGGAGGUCUCCGGGCUCCCCACCAAUCCCAAGAAAAAUGCUGUAAAGAAAGAAGUACUGUCCAGUCAACGUCGUCCUGGUCCACAAAAACCACUGAAGAGAGUCCCUUCGCGAGGAGGACGUGCUGGGGUCUGGAAAUAGGUUUUGAGCUACGCACUAGGGUUUUGCGUGCAUAUUCAGUACUUUUUGCCCCUGUGAUGGAGUGAUACUAUGGAAGAGAAAGUUUUUUACAAAUGAUAUACGAAUUAAAAUGUGUGGAGGAGUUUGGUUGGGUCCCGGUGACCACAGUAUCUCAUGUAUGUCGCAAGCAGCACGAAGACAGCUAAAGCAAGAGCCGACCAAAUACCUCCAUAUCUCUACGCUAUACUCCUGUGAGGAUGAAAUAGUAAUGAAGUGCUGAGUUCGUGUAAUGAAGAAGUAGGCUAGGAUUAGAAAAACAUGGCUACUUUCUUCCAAAAACAGUGCCACACGUGUAUUUUUGCAGCUCAUCAUCAUUCACGUAAAUGGAGCUGAACUUCAGUACCUGACUCAACCCAUGGACGAGUGUAGAGCGGUUUCUGAAAGAAAGCCAUGUUUUUCUAAUCCUGGAAAACCAUUUUACACCAGGUGAUUAUCCCGAUAAUUGCCUGCUCAUCAGAGAAGGUGGGAACUGCAGUCCCCUCCACUGUCUGAGGACGAGGAACCAUUGCUGGCCUUGCUCAUCCUCGUAGAGAAUCAUUGUUUCUGGCGGCACAAUUAGCUGCCUAGAAACGAUGAUUUAGAUGUCCACCUCAGCAAUACGUUUAUGUGAUUGAAUGAGCAUCUGCUCGUUGGUUGGGUGAUCGGCGGCACCGUUAGACAGGGCUGUUAUUGGGAGCAAGAGUUUGUAGAAACACUCCUUCCCGAUAAUUGGCCCAAACAGUUUUGGAGUAUAAGAUACUAGUGAUGUCACCAUCGCAUAACAGAAUCAAUUGACUUCCAAAGUUGUGUAGUCUUCUAGAACUUUCAUGUUAGAAGCAGAGUGUUUGUUAAUAGUACGUCUCACAUGGGUGGACGUGCGACUCUGUCCUACAGUGUGUUCACAGGUGUAAGGCAGAUGGAAUCCGAUCUUAUGCGUGUGCAGCGCCUUUCUCCUGGGAGUAGCAGUCAAUGGGGCCUGCACUCAGUUUGUGCCUUUAGGCAAUGCAGCUUUAUGUUGUGCCAUUAUUUUCUUUAUGUCGUAUCUGAUG
Molecule: messenger RNA, 4592 nt
Organism: Bufo bufo (common toad)
Lineage: Eukaryota; Metazoa; Chordata; Amphibia; Anura; Bufonidae
Gene: CNTROB
Product: centrobin, centriole duplication and spindle assembly protein
Exons: 19
Coding region: 133-3525 (1130 amino acids)
Biological process (GO): regulation of cilium assembly; centriole replication; centrosome separation
Cellular component (GO): centriole; centrosome
Source: RefSeq, a predicted model, not a curated record